GGGGACGGCUCAUUUCAGCCCUGCGCGGGUCUCCUCGGAAGGAAGCGCUGCUGGCUUAACCCGACAAGAUUUGGUGAAGCAACCGAGUCGUGGCAAUGUGCUCAACAUGCUAACAUGUCUCAAUGUUGCUGAUUCAGGAAACAGUGGAAGAAAGAAGAACCAUAAGGCAAAAUAAUCAAGGGAUUCAUGUGGAAUUAUGUGGGAAGCUUGGUGACCAGCUAUCAAGAUAAUGCCAAGGACACAGACUGGUUAUUCCAUCUACAUUUGAGUGAUUCUUCAGUGAAAAAUGGGGAAUUCAGAAAGCCAGUACAGCCUUCAGGGAACAAAAAACCAUACUAAUUCUACACCCAGUGCCAAGCAAAAGCCUUGUUCUCUGAAAAUUCGCAGCAUCCAUGCUAAAGAUGAGAAGUCCUCUUCAACGCAGGGAUGGAAUCACAGCACCAGUGGCACAAACUACAAAUCUCGAGCAAUAACCAGAAGUUGCCUUUCUCAUUUCAAGAAUACUCAGCCUUAUUCCUCUAGACUUGGUGACACAGUAGUGAAAGUUUCAAAGGGUAGCAGCCAUGCGAAACAUAGGACGCACAACUUGGGAAGCUACAGUCAAGGGAGCAAUAAUGCAGUUUUGCCUGAGAAAUUGCACUACAUUGACUUUGAAGCUACCAGCAACCAUGUCGCUUCCAGGGAAUGUAAUGGGCAUUUCUUAAAUUGCUAUGGGAAGAAAGAAAGCCCACCAUCGGAUGACAGAAUGAGUCCAAAAGUCCUCAUUAAGACACUGGGAAAGUUGGAUGGGUGUUUGAGGGUUGAAUUUCACAACAGCAGCAGCAACAGCACAGUCUCCAGAGAGGAUUCCAGUGGACCAGUUCAACUCUUGCGGUACUCACCUACUUUAGAGUCUGAAAAGAAUAAUGUGCUUGAAGUGAAGGAAACUUCUGGCACAGACUAUGUUGGAAGUCACCGUCUGUCAGCCACCGAUUCAAGGCUUAGAUCCAGUAAAGGGAGCUCUAUUAGCUCGGAGUCUUCGUGGUAUGAUGCUCCAUGGGGAAAUAAUGGAGAUAUGAAUGAACUGGAUGGAUCAUACUUGUCCAGGAGCACCCUCGAUGCAAGUAUCCAAGUUGAAUUUCCCCGGAAUGACUGCAAGAAACCAUUGAACCAAAGUUCAUCUCUCUCUUCCCUCCGUGAUUUAUAUAGGGAUUCAAAUCUAAGAAGCUCCCAAACCUCUGAUAUUGGGCUCUCUGCAGAUUAUAUCAAUGCUCAUCAUGCUGGUUUAAGCAACCGUGUUUCAUUUACCUCAGCCAUAGACGUUCCUUCUAAGGUAGAGCACAGGGGGCCUCCACAGUACUCUUCCUACACUCUGCCCUGCAGAAAAUCUGCAACCCUUAAUGAAGACGCAGCAAAGAAGGAAACAUUGAAAAGCCGUAUGCGCAGAAUCAGUGAUUGGACAGGAAGCCUGUCAAGAAAGAAGAGGAAACUACAGGAAACAAAAUGCAAAGAUUCAGGUGAAUACUUGGACAACGGAAUUGAAAGUCUUUCUCCAGACACUCUUGCUCCCCCACAUUUCUCUGGUUCUCUGUGGUCCGCUGGCUCAGGCCAGUUCUUCCCACAAAGAAGUGAGUCUGCUAAUGCAAUCAGCAGUGAUGUCCUGAGACAGAACAUUUAUGAGAACUUCAUGCGGGAGCUUGACCUGAGCAAGACCAACAAUGAAAACACAGACACCUCCACAGGAACAGAGGACUCGAGCAGCGAGUCGCUCGGCUCCUUAGAACAACUAGAUCUGCUGUAUGAGAAAGAACAAGGAGUGGUCCGCAAAGCUGGGUGGCUGUUCUUCAAACCUCUUGUGACCCUACAGAAAGAGAAGAAACUUGAGUUGGUUACUCGGAGAAAAUGGAAACAGUACUGGAUAACACUGAAAGGAUGCACCUUGCUGUUUUAUGAGACUUAUGGGAGAAAUUCCAUGGAGCAGAACAGCUCGCCUCGAUAUGCCCUGUUUGCAGAAGACAGUAUAGUGCAGUCUUGUCCAGAACACCCCAAGAAGGAAAAUGUUUUCUGUCUUAGCAACUCUUUCGGUGAUGUCUACUUAUUCCAGGCUACAAGCCAGACUGACCUUGAAAACUGGGUUACAGCAAUACACUCUGCUUCCGCGUCUCUCUUUGCAAAGAAACUUGGGAAAGAAGAUACGAUCAGAUUGCUGAAAAAUCAGACCAAAAGCCUUAUCCAAAAGAUUGACAUGGAUAGUAAGAUGAAAAAGAUGGCUGAGCUGCAGCUCUCAAUUGUUAGUGACCCUAAAAACAGGAAAGCAAUUGAGAACCAGAUCCAGCAAUGGGAACAGAAUCUGGAGAAAUUUAACAUGGAUCUCUUCAGGAUGCGCUGUUAUCUAGCCAGCUUGCAAGGCGGGGAGUUGCCAAAUCCAAAGAGCCUUUUGGCAGCUGCCAGUCGUCCUUCAAAGAUGGCAUUAGGAAGGCUGGGCAUCUUCUCUGUCUCAUCCUUUCAUGCACUGAUCUGCUCCAGGGAUGAGGCAGCUCUUAGGAAGCGAACACUGUCUCUCUCACAGAGGGUACGGAGCAAGAAAGGUUUGUUUUCCUCCCUUAAAGGACUGGACACUCUUGCAAGAAAGGCAAAGGAAAAAAGGCCUUCUAUAACACAGAUUUUUGACUCAACUGGAGGGCAUGGAUUUACUGGAACACAGCUACCUCAGAAUUCCAGUAAUUCUACAGAGCAGAAAGUAGAUGAAUUUCUAAAUGUGUACUGCCCAGCUCCAGAAAGUUGUUCAAAAGAAAAUACCUGGGACAUCCAGUCACCUGUUCACUUUCCUGACGGCCAAGGAGUAAUGCUAACUCUCAAGCCAGAACACAGAGUAGAUGAUGUUUUGACUCUGGCAUGCAAGAUUAAGCAGCUGGAACCGAGACACUAUGGCUUACAGCUUAAAAGACUCUCUGAUGAAAAUAUUGAGCACUAUGUUCCUGAAGCAUAUGAAUACAUACAAGAUCAGAUAUAUGAUGAAAUAGAAAUCUUUCCUUUGUGUAUCUAUCACGUGCAUCUGACCAAGAAUGAGGGUAUAACUGAUUUUGGAUUUGCAGUCACUGCACAAGUGGAUGAACGUCAGCAUCUCACCCAUAUCUUCAUAAGUGAUGUUCUCCCUGAUGGGAUGGCUUACAGAGAAGGGUUACGUGUGGGCAAUGAAAUCUUGAUUAUAAAUGGGGAAUCGGUGUGUGAUCUUGACCUCAGACAGAUGGAGUUAUUGUUCUCUGAGAAAAGUGUGAAGCUGACUUUGACUACAAAUCUCGUCAGCAAUAAAAGUGCAUUAUGCACUUCGUGGUCAGAUGGUGACAUUUCCAGGGAAGCAAGAAACUUUCUACCCCCUCCUAACCAGUCACAACUCCUGGAGGAAUUUCUGGAUAACUUCAAAAAGAAUACAGCAAAUGAUUUCAGCAAUGUGCCUGACGUUACUGCAAGUCUGAAAAGAAGCAGUACGAAUGGCACUCUGGACCAGGUACCCCAGAAGGAGCAGCUUGAGUUACCUUUCCAGAGUGCUGAGCAGAUUUCAGCUUUGUGUCCACAUUUCCAUGAAUCUCAGGUAAACAGUAUGGAAGGAAUAAAGAACAUUCCGCCUCUGAAGCCACUGGCACGGCAACUUACUGAUGCAGACAGACUUAGGAAGGUCAUCCAAGAGCUUAUGGACACAGAAAAAUCUUAUGUAAAGGACCUGAGCUGCCUCUUCCAAUUAUACUUGGAACCUCUUCAAAGCGAGACCUUCCUCACUCAAGAUGAGAUGGAGUCUUUGUUUGGCAGUCUGCCAGAGAUGCUGGAAUUUCAAAAGGUAUUUUUAGAAACUCUUGAAGAUGGCAUUUCCUCCUGCUCUGAUUUCAACACACUUGAAACACCUUCUCAGUUCCGGAAACUGCUGUUCUCCUUGGGAGGUUCUUUCCUAUAUUAUGCUGACCACUUCAAAUUGUACAGUGGGUUCUGUGCAAACCACAUAAAAGUCCAGAAAGUUCUUGAAAGAGCCAAAACAGAUAAAGCCUUUAAGGCCUUUCUGGAUGCUCGCAACCCAGCUAAACAGCAUUCUUCCACAUUGGAGUCCUUUCUCAUCAAGCCAGUUCAGAGGGUGCUGAAAUACCCGCUGCUCCUGAAGGAGCUGGUAUCUCUGACAGACCCUGAAAGCGAGGAGCAUUACCACCUCACAGAAGCACUGAAGGCAAUGGAAAAGGUGGCCAGUCACAUCAAUGAAAUGCAGAAGAUUUACGAGGAUUACGGUGCAGUGUUUGACCAACUAGUUGCAGAUCAGAGUGGAACUGAGAAAGAGGUCACAGAACUUUCGAUGGGAGAACUUCUAAUGCACUCUACUGUUGCAUGGCUGAAUCCAUUCUCAUCAUUGGGCAAAACAAGAAAAGACCUGGAACUCACAGUGUUUGCAUUCAAAAGAGCUGUCAUCUUAGUAUAUAAAGAGAACUGCAAACUGAAGAAGAAACUGGCAACAAAUGUCCGUACCACGCAUAAUCAUAAUGAUUUGGACUUGUUUAAAUUUCGUUGGCUGAUUCCUUUAUCUGCUCUUCAGGUCCGACUGGGCAAUACAGCAGGAACAGAAAACAAUUGCAUUUGGGAAUUGAUUCAUACAAAGUCAGAAUUGGAAGGAAGACCUGAAACAACCUUCCAGCUAUGUAGCAGUGAUUGUGAAAGCAAGACCAAUAUAGUCAAAGUGAUUCGUUCAAUUCUAAGAGAAAACUUAAGGCGUCAAAUAAAGUGCGACUCACCUUUGGAGAAAACAUGUAAAAGCCGCCUAGUUCUGCAUAAAAAUCGAAUUCCUGUUUCAGCAAGAUUGGCUUCCUCAAGAUCAUUAAAGUUAAUGAAGAACUCUCCCAGUAAUGAAUGGAACACUGAAGCAGGCAAAGUAAAUGAAUUGGAUUCUGAUGAAUGCAGCCUGAGUAGCAGUACUCCAAGUAGCAGUUGUCAUACCACUGAUAGCAUCCUGGAAUCAAAAAAUUUGUCUCCAGUGAAACAUCUCCAGAACUAUGCAUCAGAUUUUUCAAACAGUCCUGUCAAAGAAUCUGACAUUUUAAGUGACGACGAGGAUGACUACCAGCAGAUUCUAAAGAAAGGCAGUCCCACAAAAGACAUAGAAAUUCAGUUCCAGCGGCUGAAGAUUUCCGAGAAUCCUAGUGAUGAUACAGAGGAUAAAUAUUCUUCUGAGAGUGGGUAUGGAGAAGGGCGGAGGGUGGGUGAUCACCCUAAACUAGUCAGGGCACACUUUUGCCCUAUUAAACGGAAAGUGAACAGCACAAGACGCGACAAAGGAACAUUACUGGCAAUGCAAGAACGGCACCAGUCUCUUGACAGCCAUCCAGAUGCUGCAAGUUUUGACCUGAAUUCUAUUUUAGAAAGAGAAUUUAGUGUACAAAGUUUAACUUCAGUGGUUAAUGAGGACUGCUUUUAUGAAACAGUAGACAGACAUGGAAAGUCCUAGCUGCCUGAUUCCAGCAUCACCACAUACAGAUUUACAUACUUUAAAAAGGGUGAUUAUUGUAACUUGAGAAACUAUUCAAUUUAAUGCACUACUGUGUUUUCCACAGAAGUAGUUGUAAAGGCUUAAGUUAUUUUAAUUUAUUGUGGAACAGAAAUUUAUAGAGUGAGCUGUUUACGAUUCAGGGCAGCGUAAUCUCAUUUAAAUAAAAUUAAGGGAUUUUUUUAAACUUUUGAAAAGGGGAUGAACUCUUGUCAAUACCUAUGUUCUUUUGAGAAAGUUCAAGCAACUUUAAUUUGGGGCAUUUAAAGCAAAAAUUAUUUUUAAAUUCAUCUUAGAAAAAUUAAAGUCCUGCACUAAGAUGUUUAUACUUGAUUUAUAUACAUAUGUAAAUAUAAAAAGCCUGUACUGUAAUCUUACUGUAUUUCUCAUUUUUCUCUACAAGCUUGUACAGUAAAAUGCUAAAUGCAA
Lacerta agilis (Sand lizard) is the source of this 5926-nucleotide messenger RNA. RefSeq names its product TIAM Rac1 associated GEF 2 (gene TIAM2). The coding region runs from base 287 to 5458 and encodes 1723 amino acids. Gene Ontology annotation, molecular function: guanyl-nucleotide exchange factor activity; protein binding. Gene Ontology annotation, cellular component: membrane; synapse. The transcript has 28 exons. NCBI's taxonomy places the organism in Eukaryota, Metazoa, Chordata, Lepidosauria, Squamata, Lacertidae. The record is from RefSeq and is a predicted model, not a curated record. Gene Ontology annotation, biological process: small GTPase-mediated signal transduction; positive regulation of axonogenesis; activation of GTPase activity.